UUGCGGAGGGUUGAGGGUUUAUGGUGUGCAGAGAGAAGAAACUCCCGGGACUUGGAGGCCCAUCGAACUCCUCUCGCUUCUUAACGACAUGAGCCGAUCGGGCCAGCCUCCAGAUCUCAAGAAGUACAUGGACAAGAAGCUUCAAAUCAUACCAUUUUGCAGGGGAGAAUAUGGUGUCAUUAGUUGAUGUCGAAUGCUAUGCUUAAAUGCAUUGGAGUAAAGUUGAAUGCAAACCGAGUUGUGGUUGGCACUCUUCGUGGGUUUGAUCAAUUUAUGAACCUCGUUGUUGACAACACCGUGGAGGUGAACGGCAAUGAGAAGAAUGAUAUUGGCAUGGUGGUUAUUCGAGGAAACAGUGUGGUCAUGAUUGAAGCUCUCGAGCCGGUUGCCAGAACAUAAUACUGUCUUUUCUUCUGUUAGUCAACUCGUGCUUCGUGUGCUUUUAUUAAUGCCUAUGAGAUUGGCAAUGAUCUGUUAGUAUUCAUGUGUUGUAUUUCCUUGACCCUUAUCAUCAUCAUCCUUCGUAGUUAAUUCUA
Messenger RNA from Musa acuminata AAA Group (dessert banana), 536 nucleotides. RefSeq names its product probable small nuclear ribonucleoprotein G. Gene Ontology annotation, cellular component: U4 snRNP; U2 snRNP; U2-type prespliceosome. The coding region runs from base 187 to 399 and encodes 70 amino acids. Lineage: Eukaryota; Viridiplantae; Streptophyta; Magnoliopsida; Zingiberales; Musaceae. The record is from RefSeq and is a predicted model, not a curated record. The transcript has 5 exons. Gene Ontology annotation, biological process: spliceosomal snRNP assembly; mRNA splicing, via spliceosome. Gene Ontology annotation, molecular function: RNA binding.